CGAGCCGGAGGCGGACGAGGUAAGAAGCAGCAGCCGCAGCGCGACCCCGCGAGGAAACCCUACCGCCGCCGCCGCAGAAGCAGCCAUGGGUAUCGACCUCGUCGCUGGCGGGAGGAACAAGAGGACCAAGCGCGUCGCGCCCAAGUCCGACGAUGUGUACCUCAAGCUCCUCGUCAAGCUCUACCGUUUCCUGGUGAGGAGGACCAAGAGCAAGUUCAACGCCGUCAUCCUCAAGAGGCUCUUCAUGAGCAAGACCAACCGCCCGCCGCUCUCCAUGCGCCGUCUCUCCAACUUCAUGAAGGGAAAGGAGGAGAAGAACAUUGCUGUGGUUGUUGGCACAAUCACAGAUGACAUGCGGAUCCAAGAGAUCCCAGCAAUGAAGGUUACCGCUCUGAGGUUCACAGAGACAGCGAGGGCAAGGAUUGUCAAUGCUGGUGGGGAGUGCCUCACUUUUGACCAGCUUGCUCUCCGUGCUCCAACUGGGGAGAACACGAUCCUGUUGAGGGGACCCAAGAAUGCCCGUGAGGCGGUGAGGCACUUCGGCAAGGCUCCUGGUGUGCCGCACAGCCACACCAAGCCCUAUGUGCGCUCCAAGGGUAGGAAGUUUGAGAAGGCUCGUGGUAGGAGGAACAGCCGUGGCUUCAAGGUUUAAGUUGCCCUUUCUGGUUAGUCGCUGUUUGCGUGGAGCGGCUGUUGUUCUGUUUGAGCAAUUGACAGUAAUUAGUAAAGUACUUAGUACUGAGAGCAGCACAAUCUAUCGCCCCAGUGUUCGAAUGAUAUUUUGGAAGAUUCUUAUGGCUGUCAACUGUUUUUAUUUUGUGAGCUUGAAGACCAUGUUUUGUUGCA
Messenger RNA from Hordeum vulgare subsp. vulgare (domesticated barley), 846 nucleotides. RefSeq names its product 60S ribosomal protein L18-2-like. The coding region runs from base 86 to 652 and encodes 188 amino acids. The transcript is spliced from 5 exons. Gene Ontology annotation, cellular component: cytosolic large ribosomal subunit; ribosome. Gene Ontology annotation, molecular function: structural constituent of ribosome; RNA binding. NCBI's taxonomy places the organism in Eukaryota, Viridiplantae, Streptophyta, Magnoliopsida, Poales, Poaceae. The record is from RefSeq and is a predicted model, not a curated record. Gene Ontology annotation, biological process: translation.